Messenger RNA from Cadophora gregata, 1599 nucleotides. RefSeq lists its product as uncharacterized. Gene Ontology annotation, biological process: ammonium transmembrane transport. Gene Ontology annotation, cellular component: plasma membrane. The record is from RefSeq and is a predicted model, not a curated record. The transcript is spliced from 4 exons. The coding region runs from base 1 to 1599 and encodes 532 amino acids. Gene Ontology annotation, molecular function: ammonium channel activity. Lineage: Eukaryota; Fungi; Ascomycota; Leotiomycetes; Helotiales; Ploettnerulaceae.
AUGUCUUCUGGAUUUGCUCCCAAUUAUGCGUGGACUGGCCCGCCCACCCAGUACAAUGGAACUGGAGUUGACGGUGGUGAUUCUGCCACCGAAAACUUGAACCAAUGGUUCUCUCCUGGUGACCAGGCUUAUAUUCUUGUCUGCUCUGCUAUGGUCUUGGUUAUGGUGCCGGGUCUAGGCUUCCUAUACUCCGGUCUUGCUCGACGCAAGUCUGCUCUGUCUAUGAUUUGGGCGUGUAUGGCUUCAUUCUCGAUCAUCACCUUCCAAUGGUACUUCUGGGGCUACUCUCUGGCUUUUAGCUCGUCUGCAACCAACGGCUUCAUUGGAAACUUGGGGCAUUUUGGCUUGAAGCACACUCUUGGAACGCCAUCUCCAGGAUCCCCUCUCAUUCCAGAGCUCCUGUACUCCUUCUACCAGCUUCAAUUUUGCGGUGUUACAGCGGCAAUCAUUAUGGGCGCUGUUGCUGAGCGUGGUCGACUCAUUCCCGCCUUGGUCUUUAUCUUCGCUUGGGCAACGAUCGUAUACUGCCCAGUCGCAUGCUGGGUCUGGAAUAUUAACGGAUGGGCCUUCAACUAUGGUGUCCUCGACUAUGCUGGAGGCGGCCCUGUCGAAAUUGUUUCUGGUAUGUCUGCUUUGGCAUAUUCGAUGGUUCUCGGUAGACGUCAAGAGAAGAUGAUGUUGAACUUCCGUCCUCACAACGUUUCUCUGAUCACCCUCGGUACGAUUCUUCUGUGGUUCGGAUGGUUAGGUUUCAACGGUGGAUCCGCUUUCGGUGCCAACUUGCGGGCUGUCAUGGCUUGCUGGAACUCUUGCUUGACCGCCAUGUUCGGCUCCAUCACUUGGUGUCUCCUUGAUUACCGCCUUGCAAGGAAAUGGUCCAUGGUUGGAUGGUGUUCUGGCUGUAUUUCGGGUCUCGUCGCCGCCACCCCAGCUUCCGGUUUCAUCACUCCAUGGGCUUCAAUCGUUCUCGGUAUCGCUGCUGGUGUUAUUUGCAAUUUUGCUACCAAAAUCAAGUUCUGGAUCCGAAUUGAUGACAGCAUGGACGUGUUCGCUGAGCACGGUGUUGCUGGCAUGGUCGGACUUAUCUUCAACGCAUUAUUUGGCGCAGACUACAUCAUUGGUCUCGAUGGAGUUAACAAUGGAAUUUCUGGCGGAUGGCUCAACCACAACUACAAGCAACUUUAUAUCCAAGUUGCUUACAUCGUGGCUUGCACGGCAUAUUCUUUCGUCGUAUCUGCCAUUCUCGCUUACGGCAUCAACUUCAUUCCUGGCCUCCACCUACGUGCUUCAGAAGAGGCCGAGUUACUUGGUAUGGAUGAUGAUCAACUCGGCGAGUUCGCAUACGACUACGUUGAGGUCCGUAGAGAUUACCUCGCCUGGACUCCGGCAACAGACGAGCCAGAGAAAACCGAAAGCAACAUCAACCCCAGCGAUCGUCACGGUAUUCCACAACACAGCGAGAUGAUCAAUGGCCAAUCGCCAGAGGAGGGUUCAAGCGGGCAUGAGCACACCGGAGUCAUGGGCGAUCGGCACGGUGUUGCCGCUGAAGAUCAGAUCAAGGAGAAGCACAACAUUGUACCACCAGCAAAUGGACAAUAA